UUUUCAGUGGUGGUUGUCGCUUUUGUUCUCGCGAUAUUUUCGGGUGAACUGGAGCCCGGCGACCCGGGCUUCUGUGAAACAUGGCGGCCGGCUGGUACCGUAACACAAGCAUGACUAUAUGAAAGAAGAAGAAGGUUUUCCUGAAGAUGAGGCGACUGAAUCGGAAAAAAACCUUAAGUUUGGUGAAAGAGUUGGAUGCCUUUCCAAAGGUUCCUGACAGCUAUGUAGAGACUUCAGCCAGUGGAGGUACAGUUUCUCUAAUAGCAUUUACCACCAUGGCUUUAUUAACCAUAAUGGAAUUUUCAGUAUAUCAAGAUACGUGGAUGAAGUAUGAAUAUGAAGUAGAUAAAGAUUUUUCUAGCAAAUUGAGAAUCAAUAUAGAUAUUACUGUUGCUAUGAAGUGUCAAUAUGUUGGAGCAGAUGUAUUGGAUUUAGCAGAAACAAUGGUUGCAUCUGCAGAUGGUCUAGUUUAUGAACCAGUAAUAUUUGAUCUUUCACCACAGCAAAAAGAGUGGCAGAGGCUGCUGCAGCUGGUUCAGAGUAGACUUCAAGAGGAACAUUCACUCCAAGAUGUGAUUUUUAAAAGUGCUUUUAAAAGUGCAUCAACAGCACUUCCACCAAGGGAAGAUGAUUCAUCACAGCCGCCAGAUGCUUGCAGAAUUCAUGGUCAUCUCUAUGUCAAUAAAGUAGCGGGGAAUUUUCACAUAACUGUGGGCAAGGCAAUUCCACAUCCCCGAGGUCAUGCACACUUGGCAGCGCUUGUCAACCAUGACUCUUACAACUUUUCUCACAGAAUAGAUCAUUUGUCUUUUGGAGAGCUUGUUCCAGGAAUUAUUAAUCCUUUGGAUGGAACUGAAAAAAUUGCUGUAGACCACAACCAGAUGUUCCAAUAUUUUAUUACAGUUGUGCCAACAAAACUACAUACAUAUAAAAUUUCAGCAGACACCCAUCAGUUUUCUGUGACAGAAAGGGAACGCGUCAUUAACCAUGCUGCAGGCAGCCAUGGAGUCUCUGGGAUAUUUAUGAAAUAUGAUCUCAGUUCUCUUAUGGUAACCGUCACUGAGGAACAUAUGCCUUUCUGGCAGUUUUUUGUAAGACUCUGUGGUAUUGUUGGAGGAAUCUUUUCAACAACAGGCAUGUUACAUGGAAUUGGGAAGUUUAUAGUUGAAAUAAUUUACUGUCGUUUCCGACUUGGAUCCUACAAACCUGUCAGUUCUGUCCCCUUUGAGGAUGGCCACACAGACAACCACUUACCUCUUUUAGAAAAUAAUGCACAUUAGCACCUCCUGAGUGAAGGAGAAAAACUUUUUGCCUGAGACCUAAAACCUUUUUUAAUAAUAAAAUAUUGUGCAAUAUAUUCAAAGAGAAGAAAAUAUGAAUGAGAAGUGGGAAUCACACCUAGGAAAAAGAAAGAAAGAAAAACCCAAACUGAAAUCCUAUAUAUGUUGUGUCUGUUAUAAAUGUCCUAAAAGAAAUUAUGCAGUUAAUCAGUGAAUAAGCCUAACUGGAGUAUUGCUUUGAAGAUGACCCCUUCUGAUAUUUUCAUAGCAAAUGGGCAGUAUCGAAAUCAGACCUUGCUUCUUGGUGGCAAACAGCCUGAAGGAAAGAAGUCAAACCACAUCUAAAGAAAAAGGCAUUAAUAAGUGCAAAUGUUUGCGUCCUUUUGUUUUUAAAAGAUAUGUCAGAAUAAAAUAUGUAAAACAUAUGGAAAACUAGUCUAGAGUUUAAAAAGUUGUGAUAAGGUCACACUGUUAAUAAAGGAAAACAGGGAUGGGUCCCUAUGUUAUAGCCAUAUCCAUGUUAAGCCAUAAUGACAAGACCAUUUAUCCAAUAAUUUGGUCUGAGGAAGGUAACUGCUUUUCUUUAAACUCUGGCUAUUGGCUUUUUCUAACUGUUCGAGGCAGGGUCGUGGAAGAUUAACAUGAAUUAUUACAGGGGCAGGUACCCAGGUGCUAUAAUAAGUAACAGAGGUAUCAUUCACAAAUUGUAGAGGGGGCACUUCUACAGGGAGAAGAAAGCACAUUUUUAAAAAAAGACGCUAAAUUUUCUAAUCUGAUCCUUCUAUAUACUUAGGAAGCAGGAGGUGAGUAAUAACAAGGUCCACUACUGAUGAUGAAAAUUAUCAGCUUAUAAAGUAUUAAAAGGAAAAGUAGUCUAUUUUAUACAUGUUUGGGUGAGGGGCAACAGGGUAACUUUAAAGUAGAAACAUGAAGCAAAUAUUUAAAUAAGGCAAGAUCAUGUCAGAUCUGAGAGGUUAUCAUUAAACAGUGUCCGUUAAGCUAUAAAACUGGAUUAUGAGUGUUUGCAUUCAGAGUGUCCUGAAUGGGAUUGAUUUUGUUAAUUAGUUUUGUGUUGUUCUAGCUUUCUUAGUAUUUAAGGAUUGAUUUUCAAUUUCCAAACUAUAAAAGAUUAAAAAUAAUGAGAGAGAUAUAUCACUCAGGUGCCAUUAAAAACUGUAUUUGGAAAAUGUGUGCCAACAUCAGUUUUCCUUUUGUAAUACUGAAUGAUAGAGGAAUCAGCUAGCAAUGCCCAUGGUUUAAAUCAUUUAGAGAAAUGGGAAAAUAAAAUUCCAGGUAAGUAACAGGAGCAAGUCUAAAAGACUAGAUUUAAAAUGGUGGUUUUUAGAAAACGGGAUGUCACAAAUUACAGUUUGGAAAAAUCAAAUCGGUUUUUUUUAAAGGUUAAAAAAUGUCUUCUUGAAAAUAGUUGGGACAGAUAAUGUCAAUGGAGAAGAGAAAUACUGAUAAAACUGCUUUGAAGUAAAGCUUAUGUUGAAUGGUAUUCUGCAGCAAAGAACAGAAGCAUUAUUGUUUAAAAUAUAGUUUGUCAUUAAGAGCCAUUAAGUUAACUGAUUAACAUAGGUGACAUAACAUGCUCUGAAAGAUUUUUUAUUCCAGAAAAUUCCAAAUAAUGAAUGAGCCUUCUGUUACUGAUUUUUUUUUUCAGAUACUAUUUCCAGUAGAGUAGGAACUAAUAGAACAUUUCUCAAAAGGAAUUUGACUUAGAAUUUUAGCUAUUUGAGACUGAAUUUUGGUUCUGUGAAUCUGCUUUCCAGACAGUUCAUUCAAGUUUCAAAGUUGUUUUCUUUAAAGGUAAAAUAAUACUGAUUUAAAACUAUUUUCUUUCAGUUAGGAUAUUAACAGUUAAGUGUCUUUAAAAAGGAUUUUAAAAUUAUUUUGGUACUUACAUAUGAUUUUUAAUUGUUCCCAUGUUUUCUAAAUAUGAUAUGAAAAAUUUAAUGUAAUUAAUCUGUCCUAUUUAAGCUGACUUAUAAAAGGAAUUUCUUUAAAGCAAAAUCCUGCUUUGCCAUUGAUUUACACUUUACUAGAUAAGAAAGGUUUCUAUAUGAGACUCCUCAGAUAGUCAAAAUCAGGUUUCUGGCAAUCAAAGUAGUAAGAUUCUGACAAGCCUUUGGGAUGAGGAAUGAUGAAGUCUGCCUGUGUAUUAGGAUUUGCUAGGAGUUUCUGACCUCACCAUGUGUCUCUUUUCCAUUUCAGAGAACACUGUACUGACCUCCUUAUUCUGGAGCUUUGGCUUGUGCCUGGGGAGGGCAUCUUCAAUAGGGUACCCAACUUUAUUAUUCAGCCCUCCUUUUUCAUUUUAUUAGGGUAUUCAUAAUAUUUAUAUAUUCCAGGCUAAAUAUUUUAAAAGUUGAGUCUUCAGCUUAUAUGAAAUCAGUUUUUUAAAAACUGUUUUGUAUACAUUGGCCCGUAAAAGGAGAUGAAAUACCUAGGUGGAUAAUUCUCUGCUGCAGUAUUUAUACAAUACAGACUACUACCUCUUAGGAAAAGCUUAACUCAAUCUUAGAAUUACAAAAUUACUUCCAGUUCUCAAUUUAGAUGAUUAAUAUCACAUUUCUCUCACAUUUUAUGAUAGCACUGCAUUUCAUAGUAAAUUUAUUAAUGCAAGCAAAGUUUGCAAUCUUUAAUACAAACUCGACUGGAGUUCUUAAAGUAAUGACUAAGAUCUAAUUUUUUAAUGGUAGAAGUAGGAUAUAUUAUGCACUCUGUCUUUUUAUGUCCUGGGUUAGUAAUGUGAGUACCAGAAAGUAAAUUUAUAUGCAACCUGUUUAAAAAUUUAGAACUUUGAAUCUUGAACUUGAGUUCAAGAUGUCUGUUUUUGAUUGUUUAAAAAUUACUUAAGCCUGAGCCAGAGGACUUUUAAAAUUUCAUCAGUCCCUCCCCUUCUGCUUGGAGCUCCAUUGCAAACUUUCUGCAAGCCAAAGUAGAUAGUCAGCACCUAAGUAUGCCCUUAUUGUAGUUUUCCCCUCAUUUGAAAUAAUUUUUAGUGAUGAAAUCACCUUGCAUUAUCUUAAGAUUAGGAAACUACCUUAGAUUUUUUUGGUUUUCUUAUGAGGUUUUUUUUUUUUGGUUUUGUGUUAAGAAAAAA
Hyaena hyaena (striped hyena) is the source of this 4389-nucleotide messenger RNA. RefSeq names its product ERGIC and golgi 2 (gene ERGIC2). Lineage: Eukaryota; Metazoa; Chordata; Mammalia; Carnivora; Hyaenidae. The transcript is spliced from 14 exons. The record is from RefSeq and is a predicted model, not a curated record. Bases 147 to 1280 code for a protein of 377 amino acids. Gene Ontology annotation, cellular component: COPII-coated ER to Golgi transport vesicle; membrane; endoplasmic reticulum. Gene Ontology annotation, biological process: endoplasmic reticulum to Golgi vesicle-mediated transport; retrograde vesicle-mediated transport, Golgi to endoplasmic reticulum.